ACUUCCGCCUUCCCAGGUCGUCGGAUUGGUACCUGUCUGUCUCACCUGUCUACUGUUCUGUUCAGCAGGUGAUAGUUUAUUUGUUACAUCGGAGACCACAUUUCACCGAAGAACGUUUCCUGACAUUUGUUCAACCCUACCGAGGCCGGCCUCACAACACGGACAAGGACCAGUGGCGCACAAGUAAAGAAAGGAAGGAUGGAGGUUUCCACGGUGUUGUUACUGAUGAUCAUCGCAACAGUCGUGUACAACGUCUACAAAUGGUACCUGGAAAGGGAACGGAUUGACAAGAUAACAGAUAAGUCCGUUCUCAUCACUGGAUGUGACACCGGUUUCGGCUUCGAGCUGGCCCAGCGGCUGGACGGGCUCGGGUUCCGGGUGUUCGCGGCCUGCCUGACCGAGGACGGCGUCGGGUCGGUCCGGGCCGCCUGUUCGGAGCGGACCGUGCCCAUCAUUAUGGACGUGUCACAGCACGACAGUGUGCAGAACUGCUUCCAGAUAGUGAAAACUGCUGUUGGACAAGGAGGCCUGUGGGGAGUGGUGAAUAACGCGGGUGUGGUUGGAGGAGGUAUGCCUGUAGCAGAGUUGUGUCUGCUAGACGACUAUCGCCAGGCUUUGGACAUCAACCUGAUCGGCACCGUGGAUGUUUCACUGACCUUCCUCCCGCUUCUGAAGAGAUGCCGGGGACGACUGGUGAACGUGUCCAGCUGCAUGGGCCGCUUCGCCACCAGACUGGGGCCGUACUGCACCUCCAAGUUCGCUAUUGAAGGCUUCUCGGACUCACUCAGGCGAUCUCUACCCAAGUUGUUCGGUGUUUCCGUGCACUUGAUCGAGCCCGGCGGUUACAAGACACGCUUUGGAGAUGAAAACAGAGCCCGAACGGCUUUCAUGAACGCCUGGAAGCGACUUCCAGCUGAACUGCAGGACGAAUAUGGUGACGAGUACCGCGAACAAGUGUCGGAGGGUUUGAUUGACAGCUUUCAAUCGCUCGCCUCUUCGAAAACCCACGAAGUCAUCGACGCCAUGGAGCAUGCGCUGUGUGCAGCCAAUCCCCGCAGCCGAUACGUGGUUGGCUUGGACGCCAUGUUGUUGCUUAUCCCGUUGUCUUGGUUACCGACUUCCUUAGCUGAUGCCCUAUUCUGCAAUGCUAAAAAGCCGCCGGUGCCUGCUGCACUGAAGAAAUCUCACUGAUGACACCAUGUUGAAACAAGAAAGAAAAAGAGGGAGGGGUACUUGACCCAUAAUGUUAUGAUGGUUAAAGAGUAUAUUCACUGCUUACAGUAAAUGGUCAUUUUUGGCAACUCCUCGGGGCUUGAGUCUGUUUUUUUCAUAUCUGCCGCUGUCUAGUGGUGGGAAAAACGAUUUACGGGCAGUAAAGAUGCAUAUCUUGUAACCGUCCUCUCUAUUGACCUCGGAGCGUUUAUGGACUUGAGUGCUGGACAAUGAUUUUGUUUGGACGCAUUGGAUUUUAUGUUUGUAUAUUGUUUACAGCUGGUGUCUCCACUUUGACUGAAUGUAAACACGUCUCGUUCUGUUUACAUGUAUAGUGGGCCUCCUUGGAAACCAACUUUCUAAGUUGAGGGGUUUAUAUAUAGUUACCCACCCAUCUUAAGUUGAAAAAGAUAGAUGUAUUUGCUUUUUUUUAUGCGUGUACAUGUGAAGGAAACGUUUUUCUCAGAGCUAUCGUCAUACGUUUUCGAGUAUACCAUCUUAAAGUAUUCCAGAGCAAGGUAUUAAAUCCCAUGGGGAUUAGCUUUUGUAUGGAGUUUGACAUCGAAGAUACUAAAAGCUUUUUGCACCAUAAAGUUUAGUUUGUCAGAAUUUUGGUUUGUAAAUGUUGAUUAUUGCAUAACAUUAAACGGUGAUACAUUUACCACAAUAAGUGUUCUGAAUUUUACAAGCUCAAUAUAUAUCUAUACAUUUAA
This is a messenger RNA of Branchiostoma floridae (Florida lancelet), 1925 nucleotides long. Its product is annotated as retinol dehydrogenase 16-like. Lineage: Eukaryota; Metazoa; Chordata; Leptocardii; Amphioxiformes; Branchiostomatidae. Gene Ontology annotation, molecular function: oxidoreductase activity. The coding region runs from base 199 to 1191 and encodes 330 amino acids. The record is from RefSeq and is a predicted model, not a curated record. The transcript is spliced from 7 exons.